Messenger RNA from Prunus avium (sweet cherry), 514 nucleotides. Lineage: Eukaryota; Viridiplantae; Streptophyta; Magnoliopsida; Rosales; Rosaceae. The record is from RefSeq and is a predicted model, not a curated record.
AUGGGUUCAAUAGGAGAAGCAACCAAAAAACUACAUGCGGUUUGUGUCCCUUACCCAGCUCAAGGCCAUGUUAACCCCAUGAUGCAAUUAGCCAAGCUUCUUCACUCAAGGGGCUUCCACAUAACCUUUGUUAACACAGAGUUCAACCACAGGCGCCUAAUCCGGUCCAAAGGCCCGGACUCCGUCAAGGGCUUGCCCGACUUCCAGUUCGAGACCAUACCGGACGGGCUGCCUCCUUCAGAUAAGGAUGCAACCCAAGAUGUUCCAGCCUUAUGCGACUCCACCAGGAAAACCUGUCUAGGUCCAUUCAAAGAGCUGGUCACUAAGAUCAACUCCUCAUCUCAAGUGCCACAAGUUACUUGUAUAGUUGCAGAUGGUAUCACGGGAUUUGGGAGGCAAGCUGCUCAGGAGUUAGGCAUUCCGGAGGUCCAGUUUUGGACUGCCUCUGCUUGUGGCUUCGUGGGUUACUUGCAAUACAGUGAGCUCGUCAAGCGAGGCAUUGUUCCAUUCAAAG